Messenger RNA from Melopsittacus undulatus (budgerigar), 921 nucleotides. RefSeq names its product intestine specific homeobox (gene ISX). The record is from RefSeq and is a predicted model, not a curated record. Gene Ontology annotation, biological process: regulation of transcription by RNA polymerase II. The coding region runs from base 1 to 921 and encodes 306 amino acids. Gene Ontology annotation, molecular function: DNA-binding transcription factor activity, RNA polymerase II-specific; RNA polymerase II transcription regulatory region sequence-specific DNA binding. NCBI's taxonomy places the organism in Eukaryota, Metazoa, Chordata, Aves, Psittaciformes, Psittaculidae. The transcript is spliced from 5 exons.
AUGACAGACCCUCAGGGGUGUGCUGGCCAGGGGAAGCCCAGCCUGUCCUUUUCCAUAGAGGAGAUCCUGAAGAAACCUUCUGCCAGCACUGCCCUAAGCAGGGAAAACAGGAACAGAAGUAGCUACACAGAGAGACCACCAGCCCUAAAAGCAGUGUCACCACUGGCCUUUGAUUCCAGCAGCAGGAGUCAGUUAGACUGUGACUUAUAUUCAGCCAAAAUGCUUUUCCCUGCCACGCAUGCUACACCCGGAGCCAGGGCAAAGAACAUGCAGGCAAUUCACUGCAGAAGACCUACUGACAGCCCAACUUCCCUUCUGGGUGAGGACGCACAACAUCAACACCUGGAAGGCAAAAGAAAACACGAGGAAGAGGAAGAUCAGAUAUGUGACUUUCCGGUGGACCAUCCACUUCUUGUUGAGAGGAAAGGGAAGCGGAGAAUCCGGACAACAUUCACAGCCGAGCAGCUCCAGGAACUGGAGAAGAUUUUCCAAGUGACUCACUACCCAGAUGUCCAUAUUCGCAAUCAACUGGCAGCAAAGAUAAACCUCCCAGAAGCCAGAGUUCAGAUCUGGUUCCAGAACCAGCGAGCCAAGUGGAGGAAACAUGAAAAAUUUGGCAACUUUGGUGGCCUUCAGCAUCUGGCAGAAGUUGAUUUCAUCCCUGCUCCCAAGUCAUAUAUCACAGCUCCAAGCUUGAUGCCAAGGAAGCUUCCUGCUACCAUCCCUGCUGUGGGCUACUACUCACCGCUGCAAGGGCAGCUGACCACUGCCUGGCUGCCCAGCACACUCUCCUUUGUCCCCCACCACUUGGAGCUGCUGCCCUUCCCAAAACCAUACUUGUUCUUCAAUGUCCUCCCCACUUAUGGUGUGCCGCUACCCCACAAGUUGGAGAGGAGCAGUAUCUGCGCCAGUUCCACAUAG